AUGGAUAUUGAAACAAAUAAAAUUUUAUCUACACAUAUUGAUCAAGAUUUAUCGAAAGAAGAUUCAUUUAUUGAUUCAAAUAAUUCCAAUGAAGAAUCAUUUAAUUCUCUUCCUCAUCUUUCACCAUCAAAUAUUAUUGGAACACAUCCCAAUGAAAUUAUAACAAGUAUUAAUCCCGAUAAUGGUUAUCCUGUAAGACAAGAAAAUGGACAACGAAAAACUGGACCACCACCAAAUUGGCCAACAACUUGUCAUCCACCUGGUCGUGGUUGUGAAGUAUUUAUUGGUAAAUUACCUCGUGAUUGUUUUGAAUCGGAAUUAUUUCCAUUAUUUGAACGUUGUGGACAAAUCUAUGAAAUGCGUUUAAUGAUGGAUUUUUCUGGUUUUAAUCGUGGUUAUGCAUUUAUAACAUAUACAUGUCGUGAUGAUGCUAAACGUUCAGUAAAAGAAUUAAAUAAUCAUGAAAUUCGUCCUAGUCGUUUGAUUGGUGUUUGUCAAUCUGUUGAUAAUUGUCGAUUAUUUGUUGGUGGAAUUCCUAAAACAAAAAAACGUGAAGAAAUUCUUGAUGAAAUGUGUAAAGUAACUGAAGGUGUUGUUGAUGUUAUUGUUUAUCCAAGUGCACAUGAUAAAACGAAAAAUCGUGGUUUUGCUUUUGUUGAAUAUGAAAGUCAUCGUUCAGCUGCAAUGGCAAGAAGAAAAUUAUUACCAGGAAAAAUUCAAUUAUGGGGACAUCAAAUUGCUGUUGAUUGGGCUGAACCAGAAACCGAAGUUGAUGAAGAUGUUAUGGCAACUGUUCGAGUACUUUAUGUUCGAAAUUUAAUGAUGAGUACAACUGAAGAACAAAUAAGAGAAAUAUUUGAACGUUUUAAAUUAAAUUCAGUUGAACGUGUUAAAAAAUUAAAAGAUUAUGCAUUUGUUCAUUUUAAAGAACGUGAUGAUGCUUUACAUGCUAUGAAUCUUAUGAAUGGUCGAGAAAUUGAUGGGUCACUUGUUGAAGUUACAUUAGCAAAACCAGUUGAUAAAAAUCAAUAUUUUAGAUUUACACGUGGUGUUAGUCCAUCAACUAUUACUGCUAAUUUACCAUUUGGUUUACAAACUGGUACUCUUGGUCCAACAGGAACAUUCGAUUUAACACAACAUUUAACAGCUAUUCCAUAUUUAACUAUUCCAACAGCAUCAUUACCUACAAAUCAAACACAAGUAAAUAAUGGAACAACAGUUCUUUCAAAUGGUGUUAAUGCUCUUCAACAAAAAAAUAUUCGUCGAUGUAUAAAUGCAACUGGUCGUUUAUCUACAAGUGAUAAUACAAGUCCUCCAUCGAUAAAUCGUUCAACACCUCUAACACCAACUGGUAUUCUUUCUUCUUCAUCACGUCCAAAUCAUCCAUCUCCAUCUAUUGUUCAUCAUCGUGGUGCCUAUUAUACAAUUCUUCGACCCACAGCACGUCGAACAGACGAGAAAUGUCUCGAAGAUCUUUACAAAGAGACUUAUGAUGCUUUGUACGGCUCUGCUGCUAGUAUUGCCACUCCACCGAUAAUGAUGAUCGAAUCCAAUCAGCCUAAGUUUAUUUUACCAGAACAACAAACUUUGCAGCAGCAGCCGACUCAGCCCGAAGAGAUUCCAUUUGGUCCAGCAACACUUGGUUUUCAUCCUGGUGGUCAAUUCUUUCAACCAGCAACAAUUUUACCACAUCCAUUACUUGCAACACAUCCAGCAGGUAAUCCAUCAUUUGCUCAACAACCAUUUGUUUUUACUACAACGAAUAAUCAUCCUGGUCAAGCUCAACAAUAUUUUCAUGCACAUCCACAACCAAAUUUUGCUUUUCCGUUUUUUUUUACUCCACCAUCAAUGGGAACAAGUCCAGAAUCGCCACUUUUUACUUAUGCAACACCAACAUCAACAACUACAGCAGUUACAGCUGCGGGUGGUACUACUUAUUCAGGCUGA
Molecule: messenger RNA, 1947 nt
Organism: Adineta steineri
Lineage: Eukaryota; Metazoa; Rotifera; Eurotatoria; Adinetida; Adinetidae
Source: the annotation of a GenBank genome assembly